AUGCUAUGGCUAAGGAGAUUACCCACACCCGUAAGAACAGCUUUAGUGGCUCACGAACAGUUAGACGCCGAAAAACUCGAAGCGAUUGCGGAUAAGGUACAUCAGAAUAUCAAACAGGGGGUGAUAGCGGAAGUAAAGGAAGAGACGAAGGAUAGCAGCCUGAUACAUGAGAUAAAGAAAAUGUCGGAGAAUUUCGAACAGCUGCGCGGCGAAGUACAGCAAAUCAGAAGCCAAGAGAGGCCAAGAACAAACUGCGAUUCGGAAGGUUCGCGAGGAACUGUCAGCAACCCUGUCAGUUCUCAGCAGCGAGGUCCAGCGAGUUGGCAAAGAAGACAGGAAAACUAA
Molecule: messenger RNA, 345 nt
Organism: Arctia plantaginis
Lineage: Eukaryota; Metazoa; Arthropoda; Insecta; Lepidoptera; Erebidae
Source: the annotation of a GenBank genome assembly